GCGCGGGAUCGACACUUUCACAGUUCACUCCCUUGAACUACUGUGAGGGUUCUGAGUCUUCUGACUUCUGGGUUUCAAGCCGUAUAUCGUUCCCAAAUCCCAGUAGAGAUCGUUAGAGUCGGGGGAGCUCCUCAAUGGCGAGCACUGCAGCCGCCAUCGACCAGGCGGCCAACCCCAAGUCUGUUGACGAGUCUCUCUGGUGGGACUCCUUUUCGCUUCUGCUGACCGACCUCGAAAAUGCCCCUCUAUCCGCAGAGGUUCCAGCCUCCCUGGUAAAGAAGUUAAAGAACAACCACGCUUGGUUUCUGGGUUCAGUUUCUCUUUUUAAGCCCCCAAACCAGACGUCAAGAGCUGCUCUUGAUUCAGCUCAAAUCAAUGUUGGUUCACAUCGAUUUAUCAUGCAACCUGAAUUGAAAGAUGUAGCAUUACAUGCUAGUUCUUAUUUGGGCUUAGAUGAAGUGCAGUCAUACAUUCUUGUCAAGAGGGUUGUCCAUCGUGAUAACAUAGCUGCAGAUAUUAAAUCAUCAGAAUUUCUAUAUUUGAUAUUACUUCAGUACUACAUUGAGAGACAGUGCUUGUUCAAGUGUAUCAGACAGAUUCUUGUGCAUGCUUUAUAUGUUGGAAGUGGAUCCAAGGAAGGUGACUCUGUACGGGAGGAGGCAUUGCAGCUGUUUUCUGAUGGUCUGGAAAGAAAAUUAUUAUCGGUUCUUCAGGACCUUCUAUCCUCCAAGUAUCCAGAACAUAUGGAAGUUGACCUUGCCACUUUGUGGGCAGAGGAGACUCUAAUUGAAGAUAAUUUGGUCUUAGACAUUCUUUUCCUUGCAUAUUAUGAGUCUUUUUGCACUUGUAAUGGUGAACAAUGGAGAAGCUUGUGCUCGCUGUACAAGGGUAUCUUAUCUGGUUCUUUUAACUUCGGAAAGUUGGCAAUAUCAGUUGAAGCAAGAAAUUCGUUAUAUCAUGCCAAAGUUCAGCUGCUGCUUAUUCUUGUUGAGACUCUAGAUCUGGAAAAUCUUCUUCAAAUGGUUCAUGAUGAAGUGCCUUUCAGGCAGGGCUGCCCUUUAUUUUCGUUGAUGGAUGUCCAAGACAUGGAUGCAUUGGUUUCGAGUUUUAAUUGUUUUGAGACAGUAGAAGCUGGUCCCUUGAUUCUUGCAUGGGCGGUAUUCCUAUGUUUAAUUUCAUCUCUUCCAGAAAAACAAGAUAAUAACAUUCUCACGGAUAUUGACCAUGUUGGUUAUGUUCGCCAAGCAUUCGAGGCUGCACCAUUGAAUUAUUUUCUUGAGAUUCUUCAAAGCGACAAUUUAAUGGAUUCAGAUGGUCCUGUUACUGGUUAUCGAAGUGUCCUGAGAACAUUCAUUUCUGCAUUUAUUGCAUCUUAUGAGAUUGCUCUUCAGCUGGAGGAUGAUACCCUCAAAUUGCUAUUGAAUAUCCUUUGCAAAAUUUAUUGUGGAGAGGAGUCACUGUGUGUUCAAUUCUGGGAUAGAGACAGCUUUGUUGAUGGUCCCAUUCGGUCUCUUCUUUGCACCUUGGAGGGUGAAUUUCCAUACCGAACUGUGGAGCUUGUUCGCUUCUUGUCUGCUCUAUGUGAAGGAAGUUGGCCUGCUGAAUGCGUCUAUAGUUUCCUCGUAAAGUCCAUCGGGAUAUCAUCCUUGUUCGAGAUACCUGGUGAUUUCUCUAUCGAGAACUUGUCUCAGAUCAUUGAGACAGACCAGCUGUUGCAUGUUCCUGGGGUUGAUGGCUUACUCAUUCCUAGCCGUACCCGUGGCCAUGUCUUGAAAGUUAUUGAUGGAAGUACUGUUGUAGUUCGUUGGGAGUAUACUCAAUCUGGAAUGCUUGUGUUGCUUCUCCGUUUGGCCCGGGCUUUCUUUUCUAAUAGUUAUGAGGAAGUGCUAGUUACUCUUGACCUUCUUCGUCGAUUGGUAUCGUUUAACACGGCUGUGUGUUUUGAUUUGAUGGACCUUGAAAACUCAUCCCCAGUUCGAGCUGCUUGCAUGGAUGGGCAUAUACAAGAGAGCAUGCGGAUUGAUGUGGUUGGGAUCAUUUGUACUUUGGUUAGAAAUUUGUCUCCUAAUGUUAUUAGUGCAAGAGUGAUGUCUAUGAGCUUCAGUAUCAUGGCAAAGAUGUUCAAGUGCUUACCAUCUCGUGUUGGUGCGGUGGUUUUGAAUGCAAAUAUUUUUGAUAUGUCUGUGAAGGCAAAUAACUUUGAUGUGAAUAGCUAUCGGUCAUCAAGUGGCAUGUGGUUGCUCUCUGGAGGACUUGCAAGAAUGCUUUUAAUUGAUUGUGAGCAGAAUGAAGAUUGUUGCCCAAUGACUAUUUCAGUGCUCGACUUCACCAUGCAGCUUGUAGAAUCUGGAGCAGAUAGUGAUUUUGUAUCGGGUCUGGUUAUUUUCUCCCUUCAAUAUAUUUUGGUUAAUCAUGAGCAUUGGAAAUACAAGUCGAAGCAUGUCCGUUGGAAAGUGACACUGAAGGUGCUUGAAGUAAUGAAGAAGUGCCUUAUAGCAAUCCCAUGCUUAAAGAAACUUGGUACAGUAAUCCGAGACAUCCUACUCUGUGAUUCCUCCAUUCACAAUACACUUUGCCGGAUUUUUUGUGUAACUACCCAGUCAUUAGAGAGAUUAUAUAUCAACCGUCUUUAUGAGCUAAAGGUGAUUGAAGGGAUACAGCUUGCAGUCUCUUCUGCGCUAGACGUUGUCUUUACCAUGCUUGUUGAUCUUUCAAAGGAUACAAUGUCUGGUUUGCCUGUCUUUCACCAAGCUCUGUUGUCAUCUACAACAAAACCAGUUCCUGUUGUUACGGCGCUUGUAUCCUUGAUAUCUUUUUUCCGCAAUCCUGCAAUUCAGGUGGGUGCUGCCAGAGUUCUUUCUAUGUUAUGUGUCAUGGCAGAUGAUGGACAUCAAAAUCUGUCUGGGAAUGUAUACCUUCUUCCAGAUGACAUGCAAAUUGCAGGUCUAAGGUUUUCUAUAUAUGCCAUACUGUGUGAGGAAAUACCAAGAAACGAAGAUUUGUUUGUUGCUAUCAUCAAACUGCUUACUUCUGCAGCUAAUUACCAGCCUGCUUUUCUUGUUUCUAUAAUUGCCACCGAGGAAGAUAAAGAGGUCCGACUCAGCAAUUCCGGAGAUGUGAAAGAGCAGACCGUUGAAUCUUCUUUUGGGUCAUUGGCAUCAAAGAAGGCUAGUCCUUUAGAUGCACUUUUGCAAUAUGUGAAAAGAUCUGAGGAGCUUAUAGAGAGCCAUCCACAUUUACUGCUACAGGUGCUUAACUUCCUGAAGGCAUUAUGGCAAGGGGCUACCCAAUAUGUGGAGAUCUUGCAGUUGCUUAGAACCUCUGACAUGUUCUGGAAACUGUUGUCUUCCUCUGUUUCGCAAUUUUCUACUGCAGAAUCUUCAUCACUUGAAAAUAUUGCUGGAGCAGAAGCACUUAGCUUGGCAUACAAAUAUGAAUGUCAGUCUGCGGUACUGGAAAUUAUGUCAUAUGAGAUGUUCUUGCAGAAAAAACUACAAGAAGCUGAACUGCCUGUAAACCGCACUUCUGAACCAUCCAAGGAGAAGAGUGAAAAGACAGUUAGGAUAGAAAAAACAAAGGCCAGUAAUGUACCUGCUCUUAAGGAUAUUUUGUCAACCUGGUGUGGGAGCUCAGUUAUGAGCAACCUUAUAAAAUCAUAUGUAUCAUGUGGUUUCAACGGUGAAAUAUUUCUUCGUGCAAAGAUAGCUGCAAGUUUGUUUGCCGUGCAUGUAAUGGGGAAACUGAUAACUGGUGAUUCUGGGAGUGUGUCCAUGUCACUAACUGAGAAGAUUCGUAACUUGUCUAAAAAGAUGUGCGAUCAACCUGCAUUUUCUGAAUUGUUGGCUCAGUACUCCUUGCGUGGUUACAGUGAGGGAAAAGAAUCGACCACUUUAAUACUCAGUGAUCUUUAUUAUCAUCUGGAAGGAGAGCUUGAAGGCCGUAAGAUAAAUCCUGGACCUUUCAGAGAGCUCUCUCUAUAUCUGAUUGAGUCUAAACUUUUUCAGACUAAUGAGCAGAAAUACAAGUGGAACUUUUCACUCUCUGCCAGAGACAUUUGCUUUUUUGACCCUGAGCAGUUACGAUUAGAUAUGGGUUUGGAAAUUUGGGAUUACUCAGAAUGGAAGGCUUCUAAACCGAUUGCUGAAAAGAUGUUGCUGUGCAUGCAGGAUGCUAACUCCAUGAUAUUUCUUGCGAGGUCCAAGCUUUCUGCGUUGAAAGCCUUGACCACAAUGCUAUCUGUCUGUGAGGAAAAUUUUGCUGAGAAACCGAUUGGAGGGAUUUCUGUGCGACUUUUGGAGUCAUGUGUUUGUCAUUUAUGUCAACAUUUGCAAAGAACAAUGGAGUUCUUAGAUCCUGCUCUGGAUGCUUCUGAGGACAUCCUUUAUUUCCUUGCAACACAAGCAGAAUUACUGCUACAUCUUUUCAGAUCCUUAUUCAGAAGAAUUUCCCCAAGAGGUGACAAAUCACAAUUGUUAUCAUUCUGCACACAGGUCUUAAAAAUCUCAGGCACUGCGCUGAGAGUAUUGAUUGGUAUCAGGACAUCAGUUAGUGGGCUUAAGACAACAGCAAAACUCCUCCUUAUGUUGCUCAUCUCGUCAGUUGAGUUCAGUUACCUCAAUUCAAAUUCAGAGGAAAAGCCAGUAAUUGAAUCUGUUGAAAUCUCUACUGAGGUGUCUAUUGCAAGUCUAGGUUUGUUGCCUAUUCUCUGUAACUGCAUCGAAACUGCCGAGUAUUGUACCCUCUCUCUGGCCUCAAUUGAUCUUAUACUAAAAGGUUUUUUGGCAUCUAGUACUUGGUUGCCUGUCCUACAGAAGCAUCUCCGAUUACAAUUUCUUGUUCAGAAACUUCAAGAAAAGGAUUCUCUUGCUUCCAGUGCCAUAAUUUUAAGAUUUUUUUUAACCCUUGCCAGAGUGGAAGAAGGUGCUGAAAUGCUUCGAAGUGCCAAUUUUUUCUCAUCUCUGAAACAGUUAUUUGAUCUCUUAUUGGAUGAGAAGCCUUUAUUAGAUAUUCAAGAAGAGAACCGUCCCUCCACCUCACAUAAUAAGGAUGAGAAGUCUCAACAAAUAUGGGGGCUUGGUGUGGCUGUGAUUACAGCAAUGAUUUAUUCUUUGGGGGGAAGCUCUUCCAGUGUUGAUAUUGUAGACAGUGUUAUUCUGUACUUCUUCUCUGAGAAAAGCUUUUUGGUAGCUCACUAUCUGAAUGCGCCUGACUUUCCAUCUGAUGAUCAUGACAAGAAAAGAGCUCGGUCUCAAAAGACACACACUUCUUUGACUGCUCUAAGAGAAACAGAGCAUAUUCUGAUGCUUAUCUGUGUGCUUGCAAAACAUCGGAACUCUUGGUACAAAACCAUGAGAGAAAUGGAUUCACCACUGAGGGAGAGAUGUAUUCAUCUCUUAGCCUUUAUCAGCAAAGGAGCUCAGCGCCUUGGAGAAUCUCAAAGUCGGACAUUGCCUCUUUUAUGCCCUCCAAUCCUUAAGGAGGAGGUUGAAUAUAAUAGAAGAUCAUCAUUAAUCAACUGCAGACAUGGAUGGUUCGCUCUUUCUCCUCUUGUUUGUGCAUCUAAAACUGAGGUAUCCGUGUCAAGCACAACCCUGCCUCUUCUAAUAAAGGACAAGACAACUGCAAGCAUCCAUUCUGUUCCUUUGACAUACUUUUCUGCUACUGCUGCAAUUCAGAUGUAUAGAAUUGCAUUUCUUGUUCUGAAAUUUCUGUGCCUACAAGCUGAGGGAGCAGCUAAAAGGGCAGAGGAGGUGGGGUAUAUUGACCUUGAGCAUUUCCCUGAGCUUCCCAUGCCUGAGAUUCUACAUGGGUUACAGGAUCAGGCCAUUGGCAUUGUUACUGAACUGUGCACAUCCAACAAAUCCGAGCAGAUACAGCCUGAAAUAAAAAAUGUGUGCUUCUUGCUGUUGCAAAUAAUGGAGAAGGCCCUGUACUUGGAACUUUGUGUCUCACGGAGCUGUGGAAUCAGACCAGUACUGGGCCGUGUUGAAGAAUUUUCAAGGGUAAUCAAAAUGUUGAUGGAAGCGGUGGAAAUGCAUACAUUUUUGAAAGCAUCUCUGAAGUCCUUGAAACAAAUAACUUCGCUUGUGUAUCCUGGCUUGAUACAAGACUGAGGGCCUGCUUUGAUGCAUCCAUGUAAAUGAACUCAUGUAACCUAUUGUGAAUGUCACUUUUCAUUAAUACAACAGUUCUUUUUAACUUUUUGUAGUUUUUUUAAGAGAAAUAUUUUGAGAAAGGCUGCUGUUGAAGGUGGCUUCAACACU
Telopea speciosissima is the source of this 6263-nucleotide messenger RNA. RefSeq lists its product as uncharacterized. The record is from RefSeq and is a predicted model, not a curated record. Bases 135 to 6113 code for a protein of 1992 amino acids. Lineage: Eukaryota; Viridiplantae; Streptophyta; Magnoliopsida; Proteales; Proteaceae. Gene Ontology annotation, molecular function: structural constituent of nuclear pore. Gene Ontology annotation, biological process: RNA export from nucleus; protein import into nucleus. The transcript has 32 exons. Gene Ontology annotation, cellular component: nuclear pore inner ring.